AUGUCUGACACAAGCGAGACUGGUACGGGUGCAACCCGCCCCCAGGCUGAAACUUCAGAAAAAGAAAGUGACCUGAAGGUGCAGACCGAGUUGACAGUGACCCAGAACCCGGAGGUCUCUGAGACACCAAAGGCUUCCAAGGCGCCAGAGGUCUCAGAAGCCAAGAAGGUCUCGGAGGCCAAGAAGGUCUCUGAGGCCAAGAAGGUCUCAGAGGCCAAGAAGGUCUCAGAGGCCAAGAAGGUCUCAAAGUCUGCCGAGGUCUCGAAGCCUGCUGAGGCCUCAAAGCCUGCCGAGGCCUCAAAGCCUGCCGAGGUCUCGAAGCCUGCCGAGGUCUCGAAGCCUGCAGAGGUCUCAAAGCCUGCAGAGGUCUCGAAGCCUGCAGAGGUCUCGAAGGCCGCAGAGGAAGCAGAGGCCCGAGAAACUCCGGAGGCAGCUGCCCCUAAGGAGUCAUCUCCCGCUAAGCCGACUGAUACCCAGAGUUCGGCAACUGAAGAGAAGAGUCCAGCAGCUGACACCAAGGUGCAGGAGGCUGACCCUCAGGCUGAGGCGGCGCCUGCCCCUGAGACCAAGGAGGUCAGCGGUGAGGCUGAUACCAAGACCGAUCCAAAAGCCCAGGAGACUGAGGCUGCUGCCUCUAAGUCUCCAGAGGCAGAUGAACCUGAACCUGAGCCUGAGGGUGCAGCGGCCCAGGCUCAGGAGAAUCAGGACACUCGGCCCAAGGUCAAGGCCAAGAAAACCCGAAAGGUGAAGCAUCUGAACGGGGAGGAGGAGGUCAGCAGUGAUCAGAGUCAGGCUUCCGGACCCACAGGAGGCCGAAGGGUCUCCAAGGCCCUCAUGACCUCCAUGGCCCGCAGGGCUUCCAGAGGCCCCAUAGCCUUUUGGGCCCGCCGGGCAUCAAGGACUCGCUUGGCUGCGUGGGCCCGAAGAGCAUUGCUCUCCCUGAGGUCACCCAAGGCCCGCAGGGGCAAGGCCCGCCGCAGAGCUGCCAAGCUCCUGGCAGCAGCAGCCGAAGAGCCCGAAGCACCACCAGCUCGGGAUGUGGCCCUUUUGCAGGGGAGGGCAAACGACUUGGUGAAGUACCUGUUGGCUAAAGACCAGACGAAGAUUCCUAUCAAGCGCGCAGACAUGCUGAAGGACAUCAUCAAAGAAUACACUGAUGUGUACCCUGAGAUCAUUGAACGAGCAGGCUAUUCCCUGGAGAAGGUGUUUGGGAUCCAGCUGAAGGAAAUUGACAAGAAUGACCACUUGUACAUUCUUCUCAGCACCUUGGAACCCACUGAUGCUGGCAUACUGGGAACAACCAAGGACUCCCCCAAGCUGGGCCUCCUCAUGGUGCUUCUUAGCAUCAUCUUCAUGAAUGGAAAUCGGUCCAGCGAGGCUGUCAUCUGGGAGGUGCUGCGCAAGUUGGGGCUGCGCCCGGGCAUACAUCACUCGCUUUUUGGGGACGUGAAGAAGCUCAUUACUGAUGAGUUUGUGAAGCAGAAGUACCUGGACUACGCCCGCGUCCCUAACAGCAAUCCCCCUGAGUAUGAGUUCUUCUGGGGCUUACGCUCCUACCAUGAGACCAGCAAGAUGAAAGUGCUCAAGUUUGCCUGCAAGGUACAAAAGAAGGAUCCCAAGGAAUGGGCAGCUCAGUACCGAGAGGCAAUGGAAGCAGAUAUUAAGGCUGCAGCUGAGGCUGCAGCCGAAGCCAAGGCGAGAGCUGAGAUUAGAGCUCAAAUGGGCAUUGGCCUUGGCUCUGAGAAUGCUGCUGGGCCCUGCAACUGGGAUGAAGCUGAUAUUGGACCCUGGGCCAAAGCCCGGAUCCAGGCGGGAGCUGAAGCUAAAGCCAAAGCCCAAGAGAGUGGUGGUGCCAGCGGUGGUGCAAGCGGUGGUGCCAGUGGUGGUGCCAGCGCCAGUGCCAGUGGCAGCUUCGGUGCCAGUGCCAGCCUGCCCACCACUCUCACAUUUGGGCUCUUCUCUGGCCUCAGUGGAGCUGGUGCCAGCGGUUUUUCCUACAAGUGA
Molecule: messenger RNA, 2004 nt
Organism: Pipistrellus nathusii (Nathusius's pipistrelle)
Lineage: Eukaryota; Metazoa; Chordata; Mammalia; Chiroptera; Vespertilionidae
Source: the annotation of a GenBank genome assembly